UACUCGGUUCGUGUCCAGUGAGGUCUCCAUGAGCGCACUGGCGUGUUUUUGGUUCUCCGUGUGGCGCAGAGCUUUUGCUCUCAUGUUCUGAAGCCGCUCCAGCCCAAGAUCCACCAUGUCCACCGGGUCUCUCAGCGACGACGAGCUCCUGGACGGCAUCCUGAAGUUCAGCUCCUCCGGUAAAGACUCCAACGAGAGCACGGAGGAGAGCUCCAACUGCGAGGGAGCGUGCGCAAACGACGAGCGGAGAGAUGCGCCCGGGAAGAGGCGAAAGACGGGCUCCCGCAAGAGUGCGGCCAAGGGCGGGGCGCAGCAGGAGGGCAAGCAGGUGCAGAGGAACGCAGCCAACGCACGGGAGAGGGCCCGCAUGCGCGUGCUCUCCAAAGCCUUUUCACGGCUGAAAACCUCCUUGCCUUGGGUACCACCGGACACCAAGCUCUCCAAGCUGGACACACUGCGCCUGGCGUCCAGCUACAUCGCGCAUCUCCGGCAGAUCCUGGCCAAUGACAAAUACGAGAAUGGAUAUAUUCAUCCAGUUAACCUGACGUGGCCCUUCAUCGUUGCGGGGAAACCAGAGACAGACCUGAAGGAGAUGCUGAGCGCAACCCGGCUGUGCGGAACCACUGCGUCCUGAUGCGCAGACGCACCACUUCUGAAGGGAGAAAAAAGGAACAAAAAGACUUUUAAAAAAAAAAGACUCAAUUCCAUGUCUGCGCUGACUGUGAGUGGGAAUAACGGGGGUGGGCAUCCACUCCCCCCUCGUUCCCGUAUCUAAAAAAGUAUUUAAUUCCCCUGCUAUCUUUGCUGGUUCAAAGAUAUUUUUAAACAGCUUUUUUAUUAGUAUUUUUUGAUGAACUGCAUCAUGAACAACUCAGUUGCCUUUUUGUUGAAAAUACUGUACAGCUUUCAUAUAAAAUAUAUUUGCAUUUAUACAUUUUCCUUUGGGUUCCUGUUUGCUUUACUCUCCUGUGUGGGCCGCUGUCUGACCUCACCAGGCCUCUUAUCAGUCUCCUCCUUCAGAAAAAGCAGAACCUGAUUACGACAAAGCACUGAGCAGAUAAGUUCCUAUGUUGUUUCAGGAUGAUAACAGUGGACGUGGCUGUCAUUCACAUAAACAAACGUUUGCAUGUAGCCUCAUUUAAACCUUUCAAAAAUGAUCACAAAUGAAAAAAAACGACUUUAUUGUGUUGGACAAUAAUUUCAAGGAGGAUUUGUGACUAAAUUCAAACAAAUAUAUUAUUAAUCAACAUGGUUUUGGGUUCAUACAAUCAAAACAGAGUAUUUUUGCUUUUAUAUAGUUAAAAAAAACUGUGCUUAGAGUUCCAGUCCCACCCAGACCCGUUGUUUUAAUUUGCCCGGGUUAUGACCGCUCUGUUUACACGACAUGGACAGUUAUUUAUGCAGUCUGACACAAGGCCUCUCUCGCACUUUUCCUAAAAGAAGGAUGCUACAAAUAUAGAGUUCUUAUGUAAUCCGAUUACUUUCUUCCCCCUGCCUUGAUGUAAUUGUCCCAUCCACGAGGCAGAGCAUUUUUUUACGGCAAAUAAUGAGGCGAAUGUGUGAAAAAUUCACUAAAAUAUCACACCAUUUCAAAAUAAAAUGCAUUAAAAGUAUUUUAAUAAAUGAGUUUUAUUAACUUCCUGCUGUUUUUGAUCAACCUGUGCAAAUCAUGCUCUUGGAAACAAAUAAGUGUUGUAGGAUUUUUUUUAAUUUGUCUAUUUAAACUUAUAAAUCAGUCGUUUUUUAAUGAAUUUACAUUUAUUUUCUCUUGUGGUAAGUCACUGAAUUUGCAUUUUACGAUAAGCAAAAGUGCUUUACCUCAUAACAUUCAAAUUACUUUUUCUUCCCCUCCUGCACUACUUAUUUUAUGGUUUCUUUAAAGCCUUAUUUGUCACUCCGAUGGCUCUUUUUUACGCACUUGUUACCUCAUCUUAUCAAUAAUAGACACCAUCGCGUCUCCUGGAACAGCAACAAUAAGACUGAGUGCUGCUGUAAUAAAAGAGUCCCACUGGUGUCUCUUCAGGGACCCUCACCUAAUACAUCAGCAGCAGCAUGGCAGGGGCCUCGCCACCACCUUACAGGGACCACCGUGAAGAAAAUAAACUUGGCCUCCUCUCUCCCGAGGACAGAGAGCCAGAGAAGAAGAAAGCAAAAGGAGGGAGGGAGGAGGGAGGGAUUUGUUUGAGAGCACGGCUGGGAUUCCCAUACUUGCUAAUUGUUUUGUUGGACGUCUGCCCAAACUGUGAUGUGAACAAAGUACUCCGAACUGAGGGGAGGACAGAAAUCACAUUUUGUUCCUGCUGAUCCCAUCAUGUUUCACAUCUGCGUGAUCCUUGUUGUUCUUUCACAACACCAACCUCAUAUUGGCACAAUCCAUCAUGAGCGUUUCCACCAAAAACCGAAGCGUGCAGUUUACAUUCCAACCGUGCUGUGUCAGUCAGCACAGAUACAGUCCAGCAAAUAGAAACAACAGCCUUUUCCCAAUCACAGGGCUUCAAGAGGUUCUAACAUCAAUGACAAUAUUACAAAAAAAAAAAAGAAUAUCAGGCGACUUCAAUGUAAACUCAAAUCUGCCCAUAUCAUCAUGCUUCCUUUAUCGUGCCUGACAGUUAUUUUUGAGGUGAUUUAUUCUAAAACUAAAUCAUUUAUGUCUUAUUUAAAUCAGUUUUACAGGGAUUUUUUCAAUCAUUUACUAGGCCAAUUCUACAUUAAACUGUUAUAUUUUAAAAAUGUAACUUAUUUUUAAAUCCUCUGAACAUCGUCAUUUUACCAGUCCAAUCACAGUGUUGACAUUUUAUUCAAACUUUCCAGUAAAUAACAAAUAUAUUUUGUUAAUAUUCUCAUUUUUACAUAUAUGAUAAAAUUAGCUUUCUUUUUAUAAAAUAACUAUGAUUUUAUUAAGUAAUUUAUGCUAAAUUUAUACUAAAUAUGGGGUUCAGGGAACAGAGAAAAGAAAAGGUAGAUGUGAUUCUGAGGGGAUCCAGAAGCUUUACUGCAUGACUGCUUAUCCAGAGUUAUAUUUGGCCUUCAGACAGUAUUUGACUUGUAUCUGCUACUCGAACAUCGCCCUCUUCUGGAGAAAUAGUCACUUGGUGAAACUACAAAACUUUUGUCUCAACAUUUCUAUUUCUUAGUGGCAUGAAGAAAUCUGUUAAACUGUUAAACUUUGAUAACAAGUUUUACGUACGUGCAUGUAUUAUCAGAACUUUUAUGUACCUAAAAAACUUGAAGUAUUUUGGUAAAAUGUUUCAGGUUUCUUGUCUCCCUCUGGCUUUUUAUGUAAUGUAUUCUUGUGAAGUAAAAAGUUUUGUACUUAAAACUAUAGAGAAUGGUAUUUUUGAACAAUACAUUUUCCAAAAAUAGAUUUUGUAUAUUCAAUAAACUGCUAAAAAAAAAAAAGAAAAAAA
This is a messenger RNA of Oryzias melastigma (Indian medaka), 3407 nucleotides long. It is a transcript of the gene tcf21, whose product is annotated as transcription factor 21. Gene Ontology annotation, biological process: regulation of transcription by RNA polymerase II; developmental process. Lineage: Eukaryota; Metazoa; Chordata; Actinopteri; Beloniformes; Adrianichthyidae. Gene Ontology annotation, molecular function: DNA-binding transcription factor activity, RNA polymerase II-specific; RNA polymerase II transcription regulatory region sequence-specific DNA binding; protein dimerization activity. The record is from RefSeq and is a predicted model, not a curated record. The transcript has 2 exons. The coding region runs from base 116 to 634 and encodes 172 amino acids.